Soboliphyme baturini is the source of this 918-nucleotide messenger RNA. Lineage: Eukaryota; Metazoa; Nematoda; Enoplea; Dioctophymatida; Soboliphymatidae. The record is from the annotation of a GenBank genome assembly.
AUGGAUGACCAGCUGAUGAACAAUGAAACUUUUUACCAACUUUGUCAACAGCUUUUGCUUGACCGAAAGAACUCCACCGGUGAAACUCGUAUUCUCUCAGAGUUCAUGCGGCCGACCCCGGUCAAAGUCUGGGGCAUCGGCCUGGCGUUCAUUACAUUGGUUUGUUUCUGCGCAGCUGUCGGCAUUGUCCUCCUUCCGGUGAUAGGAAAGAGGAACUACAGCAGGAUUAUCACGUGGUUUAUUGGACUCGGAGUCGGUUCAUUAUCGGGGACAGCCGUAUUUCAACUUCUGCCAGAGGUAAAUCUGUUGUCAAUGCCAACACGGGCGAUAUGCGGCAUAUACGGAUUUUUUAUAAUCGACAGCAUCAUCAAAAUUACUUCCAUGUUUUCUUCAGAAAAGAAACUAUUCAAGUUUGACGGUACGAUAGCCAGUGUUGCUUGGAUGAUCAUAUUCGGUGACGGUUUCCAUAACUUAAUCGAUGGCGUAUCAAUAGGCGCUGCUUUCACGAACAACAUCAUGUCUGGCAUUAGUGUUGCUAUUGCCGUGAUUUGUGAAGAAUUUCCUCAUGAGUUAGGUGAUGUCGCAAUACUCCUUAAUUCCGGUAUGAGUCCACGACAGACGUUGGUCUUUAAUCUUUUAUCCGCCUCAACGAUUUACGUCGGCUUCGUCAUCGGAGUGCUAGCCGGCGAAGUAAAGGACGCCAGUUCGUUCGUAUUCGCCUUUGCUGGUGGCAUGUUCCUGUACAUAUCUUUAGCAAACAUGAUACCAGAAAUGCACGAAAAGUUUGAAGCGACUGUCAGCGAAGACAUUAAUCAGGGCAUUAAAGUGUUCAUCUUGCAGACUAGUGGUGUCAUGGUAGGACUCGGUUGUAUGUUCGUGUUGGCAAUGUUCGGCCAAGACAUCGACCUGAACAACUGA